AUGGCUGACAGCCAGUCUGUCGACAUCAAGGUGCAGGGAUCUCGUGCUGAACAUAUCGAACGGGAUGUCGCCAAGGUCGUCCACGCCGACGGGACUGUCGACUACAUCGAUGCCCGUGCCAUUGGUGGUGAUUCCGAGAAUCUUCCCAAGGGUUAUUUCCGUAGUCCCCAGUUCAUUGGCACUGUUGUGGCGCAAUGUCUGGCUUCCACAAUUGCGUACCUGGGCUGGGUGUUGCCAGCCAACACUCUGACUAUCAUCAACGCCGACCUUGGGAACUCGCCAAAUAUCAGCUGGGUUGCCACCAUCUGGACACUCUCGAGCUGCAUUGGCUUCCUCCUCGUCGGCCGCCUGUCGGACAUAUUCGGCCGCAAAUGGGUCGUCAUGGGGACAACGGGCCUCUCGAUCAUCGGCUGCAUCAUCGGCGCAUGUGCCCGCAACGUCGAGAUGUUGAUCGGAGCCAAUGCUUGCAACGGCCUCUCGGCUGCUGGCCAGCUCUCCUUCGGCAUCUUCCUAGGCGAGCUUGUCCCGAACAAGUACCGUGGGCCCAUCGUCACCGUCGUCUUCCUCUCGUCCCUCCCGUUCGCCGUCUUCGGCCCCGUCAUUGCUCGGCUGCUGAUCCAGAACACGGCCGCUGGCUGGAGGUGGAGUUACUACAUCGGGAUCAUACUCGGUGUAAUCACAGGCGUCCUGUACCAUUUCUUCUACCAUCCGCCGACCUAUGAUCAGCUCCACGUGCACGGAAAGACGAAAUGGCAGAUGUUCAAGGAGCUGGACUUUAUUGGCAUCUUCCUCUUCAUUUCCGGCUGUGUCCUCUUCCUGAUUGGCCUGUCCUGGGGGGGGCUCGCCUACCCCUGGGUCAGCGCCCCAACAUUGUGCACCCUUUUGCUCGGCAUCACGACGCUGGCCGGCUUCGCCCUCUAUGAGGGAUUGGUCUGCAAGACGCAACCGUUCAUGCCUCCGCGACUCUUCAAGAACAUCGGUUUCGUUGCCAUUAUCGUUAUCGCUACGAUCGGGUCUAUGGUCUAUUACUCGCUCACCAUAUUGUGGCCAACCAUCAUCGGGACCGUCUACACCACCGACUCCAUCAAGAUCGGUCUCCAGAGCUCCGUCGUGGGCGGCGGCGUCCUCUUGGGCCAGGCGUUCGGCGGCAUGGCCAUCUCGUUUGUGCCCAGGCUCAAGAUCCAGGCCGUCGUCGCCGCCUGCAUGGCCAUGGCGUUCAUCACCCCGCUCGUGACCCUAACCCCUGAUUCGUGGGCUAUGACAAUAGCCCUGGGCACGCUGGGCUGCAUCGCCAUCGGCUACAUCGAGAACAUCUCCUUCCCAGGCGUGACCCUGGUACUGGAGCCCCAAGACAUCGGCCUUGCGACGGGGGUCCUGGGCUCGAUCCGCGGCAUGGGCGGGGCGGUGGCGCAGGCGCUGUACGUGUCGGUGCUGCAGAACGAGCUGAAGAAGAACAUACCCGCGUUCGUGUCCCCGGCGGCCACGGAGGCCGGGCUGCCGGAGUCGUCGCUGGCGGCGCUGCUGGCGGCGGCGGCGGGCGGGGCGGGGUUCGACGACGUUCCCGGCGCGACCGAGGGGGUCGUCGCGGCUGUCGCGGAGGCGCUCAAGACGGCGCACGUGCGAAGCUUCAGGAUGGUGUUCCUCUGCACUAUCCCCUUCAGCGUCAUCCUUAUCGUCGCUAGCUUCUUCGUGCCGAAUAUGGAGAAAUUCCUGCACAAUAAUGUCGCGAAGAGACUGCAGGGUAAGGGCCAUAUGGGCGAUGAUGCCCCUGUCCCAGCCGCGGCCCCGACCUCGGUGGGCGCGGCGGAGGGGGAGGUGCGGGAGAAGACGGCCGAGACGGUGGGUGUCUGA
Phialemonium atrogriseum is the source of this 1851-nucleotide messenger RNA. Its product is annotated as trichothecene efflux pump. Gene Ontology annotation, biological process: transmembrane transport. The transcript has 4 exons. Bases 1 to 1851 code for a protein of 616 amino acids. Gene Ontology annotation, cellular component: plasma membrane. Lineage: Eukaryota; Fungi; Ascomycota; Sordariomycetes; Cephalothecales; Cephalothecaceae. The record is from RefSeq and is a predicted model, not a curated record. Gene Ontology annotation, molecular function: transmembrane transporter activity.